ACUGUUUAGAAGGAUGGACUAUAUUGAAUCAAUUACAAAGCACAGUGUUUGAGCUCUAUUACAGUUGAAUUUAGGAGGGAGGUCAACUAACUGCAGGACGCUCUCAGGAUAAAUACUUUUAUUAUUUUUAUUUUAUUUUUUCUCAAUAUAAUUUUUUUUAAUUGAUAUUUAACACAUACUGAAAAGGUAAGGGUGGUUAUAAUAUAUCUAUACAGACACAUAAUUAUGUAGAUAUUAUUUUUAUUAUUAUUAUUUUUAUUUUAUUUUUUUAAUUUAAUUUAGGAACAAAACACAAUUUUCUCUAGAGAUAUUUGGUGUUUUCCAGUUUCUUUCAGGGUUGGGACAGGAUAGUAAUUUUGUAAUUUUGAUGAGAUUGUUAUGUUGUUGAUUGAUCUGUAGGGGUAAUUACUUUGUAUCUUGUGUAGGCAGAAUUUUCCCUGCAGAAUGCGUUUUAACUUGGUAAGCGUUGUCUAUAUCAAUGAUACACGCUGAUAAACUCCAGAUAAGUCGUUUUAAAAAGGAAUAGGGAAUUGGCAACCACCUGGGAGAAGCUCUUGGAUGGGUUUCUAGACCUUUUAUUUGGCUCUGGAUGAAGUUUACACAGUCAUUGCUGGUGCUGAUGGAGGUCUCACUUCAGAUCUAAGCAAGGAGAACAUCUCCUGAGGAUGUGGAGAUAGCUCCAGUUCCCUGCUAAUUCUUGGCUUUUGGUACACUGGAUAUAUGCACAUUCAGGAUUUCAUUCUUGGAGCUAAGUCGAUUUCAUGCUGGAAGUUAAAGUUUCAGGAAGGACUGUAUCUGCCCAGGGCUCUGUGGAUGGUUCCUUUUUCUCUGGGGCACAUGCGAUUUCCCACUAAUGACAACCACAUUGUGAAUUGAACAGUCUCUCCCUCUCUCCAACAUUCCUGGAACCUGGUCUUCUGGAAUUCAGAGCUGGACUCGAGGCUCUCUCUCAGGAUUUGGGGGAUUGCUUUCUUGUUGAGGCGAAGCUCUUUUCCAACUUGUAUGAUCUUCAGAUGAUUCAUACAACAGGAAGGGCAGCCAACACUCUAUUUGGGACAAUCUAAAUAAUCUUCUAACCUUGAGGUGUUUGGGUGUACUUUUAAGACUCAUAGAGGAACAGAAAGAGGUAAGUGGGGACUUUUAAAAUAUCACGCUAUACAUUGUUAUUUUCAUUAUUUUGUUUCUCGAUUUUGUUUAUGUUUUGUUACAAAUAUGUGUUGUUAUAUUUAAUGUUUUGUGUGUGCUGGUCGUAUACUUUCUUAAGGAGAUAUAUCCUCACGGUGAUUCAAUUUCCUCUGUCCAUGGCAGUGUUGCUUUUCCUAUUUAGCUUUUAUAGCCUGAUUUAUUCAUCACUUUUAUAGCUUGGUGUUUGUUCUUUAUGCGUUCUUGUCACACCUAAUUCCCUCUUUCUCUAAACCACAUGUUUGCAUCCUAUUGCCAUGUCAAUUGUCUUUUAACAAUUAGUGGAAGUCAAAGGACAGUGGAAGGGGGGUAUAACUGUUAGUCUCUUUGCAUCCCAGCUCCCCCGUGGUGAUCCCCAGGCAGCAAGGCUGCUAAAUCGCUUUAUCGUCCUACCAGAUUCAAGUAUUUGGUAGAAAGUCCUAGGAAAUCCAGUGUUCUAUUGAACCUUGGUAGAAACCCCAAGAAAACCAGGGUUCGUCUAUAGAACCUUGGUAGAAACCCCAAGAAAACCAGGGUUCGUCUAUAGAACCUUGGUAGAAACUGCAACCAAUCUAGUAUUCUUCUCUAUAAAACCUUGACAGCAACACCAAUAGGUCCAGUUUUCUUAUCUAGGACCUUGGUAGAAUCUCGUAGGGAGUCCAGUGUUCGUGCAGAUCAGUAACUUGCGAACCUAGCUAAAAUAAGCAGGAUUCGUAAAAAAAGAGAUUCUCCUGAGAAGUUUUACCCAUUGAUCAAACCUCCAGGCUUAUCCCCAACUUGGCUGAGUGAUAACCUGUGUAAAUGGGCCAGGCUUUUUGGCUCCUCUGAGCCCCGCUGAACAUUUUUGGAUGUGCUUGCUGUAGGUCAGGAUCCAACGAAAUUUACUGAACAAGCCAUUAGGUUGUAAGUAUGCAAACUAACACACACACUUUCCCCAUCAGUUUAUAAUGAUAACAUUUUUCCAUAGUCUUGUUCUUGUGUAUUGUUACAGUCUUUUACUUGUGACACUAAGGAUUGUGUUUAUCUCUAAGCUACAAAGUCAUAUCUGAUAUAGCCAUGCAUGGGAUUGUGUUUAAAUCUGCUGAGUUUUGGGAUUGAUGGUACAUCACCCUUAGCUAUUUUUAUUACACCAUUGCACCUCUUCUAUUGGCUAACUCUGCAUCAUCUUUAGGAUACACCAAGACUGGCAAUAAGAAGCUGAUAAGAUAAGGCUCUUUCAGGAGACAUUAAAAGGUUUCAGUUAGACAUAGAACAUCUGCUGAUGAAAUCAAGGUUCCCAGAAUCCUGGAGCACAGCAGGGCAAUCUGUCACUGGCUUUGUCAGGCAUUUGGACAUUUAGUUAAGGCAUGUGUCCCUUCACACCUUUCAUUCCAGCCCUAACAUUCUCCCAGACAUGGCAUGAUAACUUUCAUUCACAUUCCUGCAGGCUCUGUAAGAUGUCACAUGAAGAGGUCUCUCCCCCCUACCUAUCAUCAGUAUUUUAAAAAUAAAAAAACCUUUUCACUUUUAUAAGUAUGGUAACAAAAAAACUUAAAACUUUUAAACACCAUUAGUCACUAUAUAUUUGCUGCUGCUGUUGAUCCAAACAAAAGGAAAACAUUCACAGCCACAUAGGAUUGUGACAACUUGUGCAUUGUCCUGCCCUUUGUAAUAUGUUUGAGCUCUCCAGGACUUGCAAUAUAUGUUGGUUAAAGAAAACCAGUCUUGUUUUGCAGAGAUGUUGUGAAUGGUCUGUUUGUGACUGAUGGCUCUUCAUAUGUGUAUUUAGAAGGUGAAGCUGGAUGUCUGCCAUUCAUUAUUUAGUAGUAGACCUCAAGUUGCACUGCACUAUGGUAUAUGUUAGAACUUGAUAAGAAAGUACCAACCGCAGCAAUGUGUUUAUAUAACAUUCUAGCCUUGUUUUUUUGGGAACAUUCAAACUCUUGUGCAAUCAGAGGUUCCAAUUCUUUCCUAGACUUCUACAGAGACAUUUGUAUUCAGUAUUUCAGACAUAAAUCUAUCUGGGGCGUAUGUGGGUGUGGAGGGAACUGUUAGUUCACUACGUAAACAAAGUGAUCAUAUGAAAGCUGGCUGUGCAGAUUGCCACAUACUGAUAGGACAGGAGACGCCAGAUCACCCUUCUCAAAAACAUUAUGUAAAGGGUCCAGUUUAUUACCUCCCUCUUCCAGAUGUGCCCGUGGGAGGGGAAAGCCCAUUAUUCAUUUCCCAGAAGCCUGCCAGAUGCAGGGACACUGGAUUUGUGCAUUGCUAUAUCAUGCACACUAAUGGAAAAAGAAUUCUGUUUAAAGAUGUGGACACUUCAUUUGGCAAGUUAUGAAAGACUGAAUACUCUUUACAGAACCGCUGGACUAAAACUCCCAUCAUCCACAGCCUGUCUGAGGAUAAUGCGAAUUAUAGUCUAUAGAAAUGGAAUAAAAUUGCAUGUGAGGAUUCUUGCCUCUGGAUUUAGUGUGGCUCCCAGUUUAGGGUCAGAAUAAAAUGUGUUUAAUUCCAAUUUGUGUGCAGUGAUAGAAUUAGUGUAGUACCCCAUAGGCAGUGGGUUACAACUCCAAUGAUGCUAUGCCAGCCAAAUGAAUGCAAAUCCUGUGUGUUUUAACCGAAAUUUAGAAGAAUAAAUAUGGCACCUAAGUACAAAAGCUGAAAAAAAUACACAAUUUUCACUAUUUAAAGAACACAAUUAUCCAACAAGGCAAUCAUAAUUUUUGAUUUUAUAUUCUUUUGAUUUUUUUUUUUUAAUAGAGUUGGAUCUACUUUUUUUUUUCCACCGAUCCCAGUUUAAAUAUAAUGUAUGAAAGGGGACACUUCUAAAUACAUACAUCUAUCUAUCUAUCCAAUGUGUGGAGACAAGUUGGCACCAUUUGUGAUAUACAGUUAUUCAGUAGUUUCUGAUAGUCCUAAAGAAAAACAAAUUACUCAGUGGUUGUGUGGGCAGCUUGACAUAAUGAUAAGAAUAGGCAGAUCCCUAUGGGUGGUGCCUUAAGGAUGUCAAGGAUAACAGUGGAGCCACAUCAGACAUAUUCUGCAGGGAGAAUCGUCUCAUUAGAUUUGUACUUGUAAAUCCCAAACUAGAUUUGGAAGGAUGUUGCUGCCCUCUAGUGGUGGUGUAUUUUGUCACAUUACAUAGAGAGGUUAGUUUAUGUAGACUAAUUAAUACUAGAUUAAGAAUGACCCUUUUCGGGUUUACAUAAACUUUUUUUUUUAAGUAUUUCCAAAAUAAAUUUUCCAGAUUUUUGUAAAAAACGAAUAAGUUAAACAGUGCACUCCUAAUAUAUUUUACCAGUGCUUCCUAAGAAAGGAAGGGGAACAUUUCAAAAUCAUAAUUCAGUAUUGAUUUAGAUUUUUUUAAUGCACGUGGAUCAGAAACAUCAUAUUUUUUUUUAAAAAUACUUAAAAUAAAGUUAAAAAAACUAAGCUUAUUUUGCAGAUGUGUGUUUGAUGUAUUUUAUUUAACGCUAUUAGAUGCACCUUCUAUUUUGUGUUUAUUUCUAAAAAUAAUCUAAAAUAGUUCAGUGUUUCAGAAAUAAACAAAAAAAAAAAAAUAAAUAGAGAUUUUUUUCUAUUUAGCUCUUCAUUCCCCUUUGGUAUUUCUCAUAUUUUUUAUGAAGAUCAGAUACUUACAAUAAAAAAAAAAAAUGCUUAAAACCUCUGUAUGUAUUAGUACAAAAAACAAUGUGUAGACAUGCAAAACCUAUUCACAGAAAAUAGACAACUAUUGUUCUACAGAAGGGCUACACAGCCCAGCAAUUUUUAGAGUUUGGGGUAAAAUAAUAGUUUUUUUUCUGGGCUUAAUGUGAAUUUAUUUUUGGUAGAAACUGUAUUCCUCCUGAUGUAACAUCUUGACUUGAAACAUUACAUUUCUAUUUGCAUGUUUUUUUGUGUGCAGAUAUUUAUACAGAUGAGAUUAUACAUAACUGUAGUUCUGAAUAUUAUUAUCAUGCCUUGAUUGUGAAACCCUGUGAUUCACAGUUUACACAACCAUGUGUUUCUGCAGUCGUUGUGCAGUAUUCCAGCUCAGACGUGGCAGUACUUUCUUUGUUAGUUACUUUUGCAGAGCUUAGAGCUCACCGGUUGGCAAAAUGUAAAUUGCAAUCGAACUACCAGCUACUAACUCAACAAAAACUAUUUUUAAAUUGGACAAAUGUUUGUUUGUUUUCCAGCAAAAACAUCAUUAGGAUAAAUGCCUUUUGUAAUUUUAUUGCAAUAUGUUAACUGAGCCAAUGCCUGCUUCACAAUGUAUAGACCCCCUGUUUUGCACAGCAGUGUUUAUGUACAAGACUUGCUAAAAGGAUCACUAUUUAAAUCCCCUAUCUUACAUUUUCCUAUAUGCAAUAAUGAAUAAAGUCCUUUAUAUUUUGGGAUAUGAAAAAUUUAGUCCAAGAAUGACUCUGCUUAGCUGCCAUGCAGCAGUGACUAAUUUAGGGAGUGACUAUUUCUAUCAAUUUAAUUUCUCAUAUAAUAUUUUAAUAUAUUUCUGGUUAAUAAUUCCUGUACCAGAAUUCUUUGUGAAAAGUGGUUAUGGUGUCUACUGACUCCAGAUUCCCAAGGUUCUGUUGCCCAAUAAAAUAUGUUUAGUGCGUUAAUUCUUCAACCAAGGGAGUUGAAGGAUUACACAUUGCUAAUACAGAUGUUACCAUAUACCUGGAGUAUCCCAUAUUAAAUGUAAAAUUCUAUCACAUUCUAUUCAUCCUCCCUGGAGUGACCUGGGUUGGAAGUAACUUUAAAGAUAAAAGCAUCUCUCUGGAUUUAAUCUUUUGUUUAGCUGAAUUAGUCAGAGCAGAAGGACAGUCUUAAGAACAUUUUCUCCUUAAUUUAUCUUGAAAGGUAAAACUACUAAUACAAGAGAUAACAACUAAUUGACCCAUCCAGUGUGUUCACUCUGAAACCUCAUGCGUAAACAGACAGGCAAUGAAAAAAUGCCAUUUCAUUCUGGCAUAUUUGUUUUAGUUUAAUUUAGCAGGAUAAUUUGUUUGUAGUUGUCCAGUGCCAAAUAAUGUAAUUACUGAUUAGCACAGGAGAUAAUUGAAAUUUAAAAUACAGAGCACUGAAUCAAAUAACUAGCUUAGGGAAGGAGAUAACAAAUUACUAAACGUCUUCAACUAACAGAAAGACAUCUAUUAUGUGGGAAAAUUGGAUUACAAUCCGCAUAAAUUCUGAUUUCUUUUACAAUCGGUCAUUUGUUUCAUUUACUUGUAAAGCAUUUGUCAAAUAAAAAAAGAUGAGAUUAUAUUGCAUUUUUGAUAUUUUAGUGAUUUCUUUAUUACACAAGUAUUUUAAGUUCCAAAUUAAAUGAUUUUCAAAUGCUUUUCUUAACUGUCUUGUUCAAUUAUUUUGAGUGAAAUAUAGUCCAUGCAUAUUGCAGGGCAACUGUCAAAUCAAUGUAGGUUUUGUUGCCCCUUUGUUUUAGCUAGAGGUGUGUAAUAAUCCUCUAGAAUGUAAUCUCAUUGAGCAGGGCCCUCCACCUCUCUGUUCCUGUAUGUCCAGUUGUCUGGUUACAAUUACGUGUCUGUUAGUCCACCCAUUGUACAGCGCUACGGAAUCUGGUGGCGCUAUAUAAAUAAUAAAAUAAUAAUAAUAAUAAUAAUAGUGAGGUUUAAUUCAGGCGAGGAAAGUUAUACUCAAGAGAGCUUACAGUCUAAAGGUGAUACUGACUGCAAAUUGAAGUGUUGAUAUUCUAUAUAAAUUAGGUAGAGUAGGAGUGUCCAACUGUAACUUCUUACAUAUGUACUUUCAAGCCAUUUCCCUUAACGCCUUGCAGGCCUGUGUCUGAGCUGGGGGAGCACAGUUUGACACCUCUAUAGAAUAAAAAUGUACAAUUUCUUUACUUAUUUCAAUGAUCAUUAGCUGAUUAAUGUCUGUAUAUUAGUAACAGACAAGUGCUCUCAUAGAUGUUUUUUUUAUGAGUGAGCAUGCAUACAAACAUUUUAUAUUGCUAAUUAAAAAGUAGUUUGUUAUAGUUUAGUUUUUUUAUUCUGCUUGGUACACAAAAGCUAGGAUGCACAGUUAUUUAUGAAAAUAUAAGCACUGUACAUAUAUCAGUAUAGAUAAUAAAACAGAUACCGAGAUUAAAAGUUAGAAUUGAGAGUCUCAUGUUAUUCCUGCCCAGAAUCCCUAGCUGCAGUGUAUGUAGUACCAAUCUGCUGCCUUAUCUUGGGUGUGGAGUUAGCAAAACAAUACAUUGCUGAUAAAACUUUCUGCUUCAUUUUUUAGUUGCCAAAAUGCCAUGGCAUAUGCUCUGUGGAAUAUGUUGGAGUUUUAUAUAAUAUAAUAUCCAAUGUACUGAGUCCAUUUUAUCCUGUUUUCUAUAUGACAAUGGUUGAUUAAUGUGGCCCUAUACCACCACGACAUAAUUUGCAGCAGUAAAGUUGGAAUAUGAAGAGCUCUAACGACCUCUAGUGGUGCUUUGUACACUUAUCACUUAACUUAUUUGACUCGGAUAAAUGUUGGGUAUAGGCAAGCCUUGCUUAGUAGACAACUGUAUGUCUUGCUUUUUGCAUGGUUUUGUUGUUUGCAUGUCCCAAAGUGAAAUUUCAAUAAGAUCUAUUUUUAAAAUAUUUGUGUCAAUCACUUGCUCCAGGAUGAAGUUUUCAUAUGGUACAGGUCUACGAACAGACUACAUGUCUUUUCGUCCAUCCACUGUAAAGCACUGCGAAAUUUGAUGGCGCUAUAUAAAUAAUAACAUGAUAACAUAAUAAUAAUACGGAAUUUGCUGUUGCUAUAUAAAUAAUAAUAUAGGAUAUAUAAAAACACAGGUUAAAGCUCAGUACAGAUCCUGCUAUACACAAUCUUUAAGAAGCAAUAUGGAUAACACAAAGAUAUCUGCAUUCAAUAAACAAUUUAAUUCUGUCUGUCAGCCUGAUGUGUCUGAUGCUAUGGGCCAAUAAGUGACACACAUAGAAACUAUUUGUAAUCAAUAGAUGGGGCAGAUUUAUUACUGGAUCAAGUGCUAUUGUAGAAUUUUCAUUAGUAUUUAGAAAUGAAUAGUACUGGUGUAAACAUUAAUUAUAUUUUUCACAUUUAUUGGGCAGAUUUAGAUAUAUAUAUAUAUGUUGUCACAAAGGUCUGUAAUGCUGGCAACACAGCCAUUUUAAGUGUAAUUGUUAAAUUUUUAUCAUCCAGUUUAUAUUAACUUCUACAAAAUGAGUAACAUUUUUAAAUGCAAAGCAUUAACCAUAACAUGUCUGACACCACUAGUAAAGCAGUCUCAAUCCAUUUUCAAUCAACCAAUUAUAGUUCAAUGUUCAAUCAAUGUAUAUAUAGAGGGAUUUCUACAACAAUUGUAUCCAUCUACCCCCACCCACCAUCACUUCACAGAUAAUGAGUUGCAUCAUUGCAUCUUUAAGACAUGACCCCCACAGGGUAGAAUGUGAUAAAGAUUUAAACAUGGAAUCUCUUUGAAGUCUCUGAGACUAGAUUCAUUAAAGGGCAAAUAUCUUGCCAUAUGGCAGCAAUUAUCUGUAUUUUCGAAACUUUUCCCCAGUUCGUGAAGGGUUCUAAUCCCCUCUGGCAGCUAAAUGGUUAACAGGCUUUUUGAGACAUUCAAAAAAUAUUUUUCAUGUGGUGGAAAGUUACACCCAUCUUCAUCCAAGCAAUUGGCCAAAGUUAACUAAUUAUAUUCUUUGUUUUCUGUGUACAUGUCUCUGUUUAAUGUUCCAGCUCUCUCUAGCUCCCUAGUCAUCUCUUAGCUCUCCCUUACAUGGUCUCAUCUUCAGUAGUGCGCCUGCUAUGAUAACUUUACCUUUCUAUUAAAUAUUGCUGUUAUUAUGAAACAUAUCAGCUACUGCGUUAGCUCUAAGCACACAGUGUGCACAUGGUUAAAAGAUCAAGAUACUAAUAGACUCCAACCAUGUCACUUACUCCUGACCCACUAUUAGCUCUCAGCACACAGUGUACACUGGCUUAAAGCAGCAGGAUACUAACAGACUCAUUACGUAUGCAGCUGGCGAUACAAGUAAUCUGCAGUGGUAAUUUUUAGCCAAACAAAGUAGCAGACAUGGUUAACAGAAGCAGCCAUCAUUACAAAUGAAACCAGAUUGAAAUCAGAAACAGUUCAGUCCUCAGAGUCACAGCCCCAGUCCUGCAGUUUGAAGCUUCACAGCUUUUCAGUUUGCCAUAGUAUGAAUGUCUCAGGUCUCAGCUGUAGAGUGACUGAGCACUUUAAAGAAGAUGAAGGGUAUGUGCAGUAGGAGCUAUUAAAACAAUUAGUGACAGGCGGCAUAGUGCUGCUAUGGACAAGCCUCCACUGUCCCUUAGACUGUGAGCUCAGUUGAACAUGGCUCCCCAACACCAUUUGUUCCUGUACAUCCGACUUGUUUUGUUGCAGCUACUUUAUUGUGAGUCCACCUAUUGUACAGGGCUGAAGAAUAUGUUAAUAUAAAAAUGACAAUAACAAUAAAUGGACAAUAAUUACAUUACAUGUAUGGCAGAGUGAAUUCAUUAGAGAUGUUACUUUCUGGGACAAAGUACUAAUAUUGGUGCAGAGAAGUUACAUUCCUCUGGUUUCCAUGGUGAUUGCACUGCAAUUACUUUAAUUUUGUAACGUGUACUUUAUGCAAACUCUCUUUAAAGGUUUUAAACACUUAUUUUUGGCCCAUGUUUUUGGUGGUCAUUUUCAGCUCAGAUAUAUGUGUAUAUUACAAAUACAUGAUGAUGUGCAUUAGAUUAAUUGAUCUUUUGCUGGCUUUUAAGAGCAACUGCUGUUAUGACAGCAACAUCCUUUGUUUACCAUGAUGUGUCUAUCAUCUUAGUUUAAUGGCAACUGCGGAGACAGCAUGCUCUACCAAACCAUCUUUAGUUCAAGAGAUGGUGAAAUGUAGCAUACUGCUCCAUUACUGUCUACAUUGGACAUUGUAAGGUUUUAUUCUUUGUAUGAAGACCAGUGUUCAGAUAUAAAGCACUCUAGCAUGGGAUUGCCCAGAUACUAAAAAUCUAAAUAUAUUUAUUUUUUACACACAUGUUUUUAUUCUUAUAGAAAAACAACAUCAUUUAUAAGUUAUUUUGUAAAAAAUCAUUGGUUGAUAUGUAAUAUAUUUGUAUUCAUCUUGAUUGAGCUGUGUAAUGUUUGUAAAGGAACCUAAGAGCUCAGUGCUGAAUAGAACAUAAACUACAAAUGUCCCUAUUUAACUAUAUAUUUAGCAUAUGGUUUUUGCUUUAAAAUGUGUCAAUGAAUGCUUUUAGUUCAAUUGUAAUAACCAAACGCCUAGAUAUUUUUUCAUCAUGAAUAUUUCUUUAAUUAAAUACAAUGUUACAGUUUCUCAGUUGAUUUUUGUGCUGUGCUUUGAAAAAAUAAUUCCUAUUUUUCUAACUUAUUAACAUUAUUUUGCUAUAGGAAUCUGGAACAAAAGUGUGUUUUUGUACAGAGCCAUCUAUUAUGUGAUAUUAUACUGUCUAGACAGAAAGACAGUGUAGGUAGUUAACAAUUACACCACAACCUUUUGGCCUUUUUUGUUAAUAUUGUCAGGUUCCCAGCCAGUUCUUUACUGCGAGCGGUGGCUUUUGGGUAACUGCGCGCCGCUCACUGCAGCUUUGGUGUCCCGUGUCCAGCUCGUGGCGGCUUCACCCUCCUCCUCACUGCUCACGGCAGCUUCCGCUCGCACUUCUCCCCUCACCAUAUUUAAAUAGGCGCCCGAGUCAGCCACAUGACUCGGCACACAAUAAUGAUGUCACACCUCACAGUGGAAGGACUAAAUACCUUCCACGUGUUGUAAUCAAUUCUAUUUGGAAGUUAGCCAAUCAGAAUUGCCCUAAGCAUUUAUAAACUUACCUCUCCUAUGUCUCCUUGCCCUGUUGUGGUCUUUAUUAUCCCAAUAGCGCGUUACAUUGUGUCUGGAUUAUUUGGUUACCAAACUUUGUCUUGUUUUACGUUUACUCUGUUUUCUCUGAUUCUUGACCUCAGCUUGUCUCUUUGUAUUCCGUCUUUCUCUUAUCCUUGACCUCAGCUUGUAUUCUUACUAUUCGAUCUCUUUGCAUAGCCCUGCCAUUCUAAGGACCGGUAUUGCAAUUCUGUGUGUCUGUGACCUGUCUGCGUGUAUAGGUUCCCCUGACAACCAUGACAAAUAUGCUUUGAAAGUGCAGCCAUUUUCUGUAGAUAUUGACUCCAUUUUGUGCCAGAGAUGUUAAAAUAUUAUCCAGCAAAAUGUAAUGUUGUUACAAAGGUGUGACAGAUACUUUAUCAUUAAUAUUAGGAAGAAAACUUACUAUUACUUUUUAUCAUGGAGUUAGGCUUUGAUGAUUAUUUUUUUCAGAAUAAUUUGCAAGUUUACUAUGGGCUCUGUUUAGUUAUUCACUGGGCCUGGAGUUUGACCGGAGUUUAUCCAAAUUCACAAUUCUGAAUUAAUUCUGAAUAUAACAGAGCAAAUGACAGGAGCAUCAAUCAAGGCUUUCACUAAAGUGUGAUUUGUCAGAAAUUCAAGCUGUAUACAAAGCGGAUUUAAACAUCUAGGUAGAAAAAAAAAAUGAACUAAAAAUAAUCUCCAAGUCAGUUAUGCUUUCAGUUUGGCUAUUUGUCUUAAAAUUUGAAAUACACAUUGAAUUUCUUACGGUUUACACUUUAGAGAAUAACAUUCCAAAAAAUGUUUUUCUUAAAAUGAUUAGCAUUUUCAACAACCAACGGGCCCUGUGCAUGCUUUUUUUUUUAACUUAAUUAACAAUGGAAAGGUAAAGCAGAAUCUUGGAAUCAGUGAUUUCUUAAUAUCCUGUAGAAACACAGAACAAUUAAAAUGCUACAGUAAAAAAAAAUAAUUUAUAAUCUUUUUUCUUUUCUUUUUCCAGUUUUCAGCCACCAUGGAACAUGUCAUAAGGACAUCCCUUAUUUUGGGAUGUCUUCUAAUGAUUGGUAAGAACAUUCAUUAUUUUAAUCAUUCUUUCCAUAGGCUUUUUUGCAUUUUUUACAUAUAUGUUCAUAUGCACGAUUCAGAUGGCAACAGUCAUGCUAAAGCCUCCGAGACUUACUGUGACAAAAUCAUGGUGCUGUUUUAUGAAUGACCUUAUACCCAAUUGUACAGCUCUACGGAAUCUGAUGAAGCUAUAUAAAUAAUAAAAUUAUAAUAAUACCGUUUUACACGACUUUCCUUGCUUUCUGCUACUCUGUAUUUAUCAAUAUCUUAUAUUUAUCUUCUUUUUGUAUCUUUUUUUCAAAUAAUUAUUUUACAUCUUUCUUUCUGUCAGUGACUAUAUCCUGUAUCUAGUCUCUAAAGACAGAUUUUGAGCUUUGUUAUUUUUUUUUCUGCUGUACAGGUCCAUGGUCCAUCAGCAGUGAACACCCGUUACCAUCAAUAUUCCCAGAAAAAGAAGACAUGGUCGAACAGUUGUAUUCUUCCUUUAUGCUCAAGUGCUCUAGCGAAAGUGAGCUGAGCUGGGACUACCCAGAGUCUGAAGAUGAUAGUGGCAAUGUAGAUAUUUGGAGUGAAGAAAACAACAGUGGCUUGUUUGUCUCUGUACUUAAAGUCCACAAUGCUUCUGGUAUAAACACAGGACUAUAUACAUGCUACCACAACCACACUCAGAUAGAGGACUACGAUAUUGAAGGCACCAGUAUAUAUGUCUAUGUUCCAGGUCUGUAUACUACUGCUCUACUAAACAUUUUUACGCCUCAUUAAUGAGCGUUUUAUAUGAGAAUCAGCUGAGAUUCACCCCUCCAGCUUCUUUAGGCUUGGUAUCCGUUUGUUAUAGACCUAUAUUGUCUUAGCACUGAAGGAUACAUUUUAGACAUGCUUUGGGAAACUCACAAAAUCCCAGAUUUUUAGACAAUUAAUUAUAUUAUUUUGUUUCUGCAGAAAGGAAGUGGUAAUGAGUCAUUAAUCUAUAAAAUGAUGCUUUGGUUACAGCAAUGUUAGAUAUAUCAUGUAACUGGUAACCAAUACUUUCUUUGUGAUUGUACAGAUCCAUCGAUGGCCUUUGUCCCCUCCAUGAUGCUAGAGCAUAUAAUUGUGGUAGAGGAAAGAGAUUCAGCAAUUGUCCCAUGCCGCACCACUGACCCCACCAGCCAAGUGACUCUAAGAAAUCAGGAAACCCUCAGGACAGUCAACGCCUUUUAUGACAGCAAGCAAGGGUUUGUGGGAAACUUAACAGGAGUAUACACCUGUGAAACAAAAGUCAGUGGCGUGACGUUUACAACUGAGCCCUUCAUCGUGCAGAGAUGGAAAGGUACUUGGAAUAUGUGUUGUAACAUUACAGCUCACUUACCCGUGGUGUUAUAUGGUCCUCCAAACAUUGGAAUCACGUCUCAAAAUUUUAUUUUGUCACUAGCUAUUGGCAAGUGAAAAUUCAGCUCAGGCAAGUAAAAAUUCACCCCUGGUGACACAGUUUCUCCGGGCUUUUAAUGGCUAAUAACGUGUGAUGGCUUUUUUAAAGCUCUGAUUGGAAUGAAACGUUGCAGACCUACACUACUAGAAUGAUAGGCCAUUCACUUAAACUGUCUUGUGGAUACAUAGAAACAUAGAAUGUGACGGCAGAUAAGAACCAUUCGGCCCAUCUAGUCUGCCCAAUUUUCUAAAUACUUUCUUUAGUCCCAGCCUGAUCUUAUAGUUAGGAUAGCCUUAUGCCCAUCCCACGCAUGCUUAAACUCCUUUAAAUAAGAGGCACUAUGCUAGAGAAUUUAUGUUCUCCAUGAAAUAACAAAAUGGGUGGAGUGCAGUGAAAGACAAAUGGCUGUUACUAUUACUUGAGUCUAAACUGCGGACUAGAAUCUACUUUGAGAAAUUAAAGUGCAUAACUCUCUAGACUAAUUAAUCUCUUCAUUUAAAACAGUGUGUCUAAAAUGUUACCAGCCAUCAUUCUUGUUAAAUGCUUUCAUAAUGUUUAGAAAUACAAUGUUUAAAUAUAACUUUUUUCAAUCUAUAGAUAUAUUUCAGCAUUUUAGAAAUGGCUUUCUCAUAACAAGGGAUUAUAGCCCUUCUAAACAGAUACAGAAACAUUUGGACUAUUAAUUCAUUUAACAUGGACACUGAGCCUUAACUUAAUAGCUUUCAUGGAAUUAUGGAAAUUCACUCAAUGUAUUCCUGAUUUAGUUAUUGCGUAUUAUAGUUGACAUAUUUUACCAUAAUCUGUAUGUAAUGUAUUCUUGUUUUAGCUAUUCAAGACUUUCGUGUCGAGAUGAAUGCUCCAAAAACCGUUUUCAGAUCUGGAGAAACCAUCACAGUUUCAUGUAAUAUAUUAGACAUUGAGGUGGUUAACUUGCAAUGGACUUACCCUGGAGUACAGGUAAAUAACACUUCAUUUCUUGGUUCCCAUAUUUCCUUUUAACCUUUACCUUUAUAUUAAUAUAAUAUGUAAUAAUAUAAAUACUUAGUAAGCUCUUUGGGUCAGAAAUUAGUUAUUCAUUGCCUAUUCUUCCCAAAGAAUUUUACUGGAUAAAUGAUAUUCUGUUUUGGGCCAAGAACAAGAAUUUACUUGUCCCAAUAUUUGUGUAUUGUGUAGAACACUUAACCUAGCAUAUAAAUGACCUUCAGCUAUGCGCAACUUACAUUAAUGAAAUUCCAUUAUUAAAAUGUAACUGUCACCGUGUGAAUGUAAAAUAUGUAAAUCAAACAUCUUUUUCUGCAGGCUACAUAUUAUAACGUCUCACUUGUAAUAGAUGGUAUAUACCGUAGGUGGACUGUGUUUUAUGAAAACACACCUAGUGAUAACAAACAGAAGAUAUAUGAGAACACUGAGAAUGGGCAAGAACUUAAUUGUUUGCCAUUUGGGUCACACUCAGGUCUCAAAAAUUUACCGGCAUUUCUGAUAUGAAUCACCCUUUGGAGCAGUCAGAUGUGUGUCCGACUUGGAUUUCCUCUGUAAUAGCACACAUGAGCAAAAUCCUAAUUGAGACCCAAGCAGGGAGUAACUGAAGUUUUUGCCAACUCUUAGUGCUCUCAUAUCUUACAUUUCUUUUUGUUUCAAUGCAUUUGCUUAUGGUCUGAAUACAUGCAGAAUAUUCACUUAGAAUUCUCAUACAACAGUAACUAAUCAAACCUUUUCAGGCUACUUUUAAACCAUUUUAAUAAACUGGAACAGGUUUUUGAAAUGAAACCAAUGAAAAAAAGGAAUUUUUAACUUUAAUAAACCCCCCCACCCACCUUUUUAUGUACCUUGUCAUUCUUCAAAAAUGUGAUCAUUUAUAAAAUGCUUUCUGUUUUAUCUUGCUAAUUACAGAGAGGGGCUGGUUUUACAAAGGUUGUAGAAACCAAGAAGCCAUAUCAGAAACUGGAAUACACGCUAUCUAUCCCCAACGCUACAGUGGAGGACACCGGGGAGUAUGUGUGCGCGGUUAACCAUGCAACACAAGAUACCAAAGAAAUGAAGAAGGUUACUAUGACUGUGCAUGGUAAGAAAGACUUGAUCAUUGUAAGAUAGAAUGCAAAGGAAUUUUGAGCAUCGAGAAUUAAAGCUUGUCUCAGACAAAGUCAUCUCUGACACUACUGAUGUUGUUAAAGAUGAAAUGUCACUCAGAGAAGUGACAGUCACACAGAGAAGUGACCAUACUUGGUUCCUUCAUCCCAGUAAACAGCAUUUUAGUAUUUACUGUCUGAAUAGAGCAGCAAUAGAGCUUCAUUUUUGUGUUGCAGUGUCAUUGUAACCCUCUAUGUCUCAGGUGCAAACAUGCAUGUUCGGGAAUCAAAAGGAGAUAUUCCAUAUGGGCCCAUAUGCUAUGAUUUUUCUAUAGCAGUGCCAUAUACACGUGUUCUUUGUGUACUGAACUAUUAUUAUUAUUGCCAUUUAUAUAGUGCCAACAGAUUCCGUAGCACUUUACAAAAUUACAAGAAUUAACUAAUUUGCUGACCUUGGCCUUGACCUUGGCCAACAAAGUAUGUAAGUUAAAAUAAAAAGAAAGAGAAAUGGAAAAAUACAUUCUAGCACAACCAAUAUUUACUUUUGGUUAACUAUUUGGUUGUGAUAAAACUGAAGAAGUAGUUCCUCUUUAAACCUAAUGAUAUUGAGUUAAGAAUCAUAGAAUCAGGAGACAAUAAGUCAGAAAUACAUAUGGACAAGCAUCCUUGAGUGGUCCUACACAGAAUGAACGAUAUACACAAACUAUACGUCAUUCCCCUUUGCUACUAAAAUAAGGAUGUUUAAACAAUGACUGUUUCUUGUAACUUCUAGAGAAAGGAUUUAUUGAUCUGAAACCUAAUUUUCAAUCACUGGAAUAUGCAAAUCUUCAUGAAGUUAAGAGCUUCUCCAUUGACCUACAUGCAUAUCCAGCACCAAAGGUCUUCUGGUUAAAAGACAACAGCACCCUAAGUGAUAAUCUGACAGAGAUUACAACAAGCACUGUAAGACUCCAGGAAACCAGGUACGCAAAAAGCACUUUUGUUUUAUUCCAUACAUGUCUGUCUCAGCUUUUCAGCCUUUAAAGGGAAAAAAAAUGAAUACCAGUAAAGGAGGAAGUUAUAACAGAACAUUCUGAUGAGUAAUACAUCUCAGAAAUAUUUAGACACAUGAAUUUAAUCACUAAAUAGGCAAAUGUUGUGUGGAACAAUUAAAGAGACACUAUAAGCACCAAAACAUCUUUAGAUUAAUUAAGCCGUUUUGGUGUAUAGAUCAUGCCCCUGAAGACUCCCUGCUCAAUUCUCUGCCAUUUGGGAGCUAAAUCACCUUUUCUAUGCAGCUGUAGUAACACCUCCUCUGGCUGAGACUCACACAUCCUACAUGCAAAAAGUUUUUUUUUUAAAUUGUGUUAUAACAUUUCAAGACUAUAGAUUCAAUAGAUAUGUUCAAACCUCAAAAGUACUUAUGUACAAAUGUUGUUUUAUUAUUUUAAUUAGCUUUAAAAUAAUUACGUAUACCAUAUAGCAUGCAUUCUCUUUAUCAGAAUAUUUCAAUUAUUAUCAUUUUUUAUUAUAAAUCAAAGUGGAUACAAUUGUCAUCUACUGUAGGUUCCAGAGUAAAUUGAAAUUAAUUCGUGCCAAAGAAGAGGACAGCGGCGUAUACACUCUUGUGGCCCAAAAUGAUGCUGAAACUAAACGUUAUUCCUUUGAAUUACAAAUAAAAGGUGACAACAUAUUAAUUAUCUCUCUCUCUCUCGCUUUCUUAUUUUAUUUUUUUAUGUUAAAUUAUAAUUAAACACAGAUUCAAUUAGGCAAACAUGCCAUUUAACAGCUAUCAGUUUGUUUCCAUUAAACCUGUAGCUUUAUUUAAUUAAUAUUUAUUACAACAACUACACUAUAUUCUUAUUACUAUAACCUAUGUGUUUCUCUGGUUGUAGCUACGAGCCCUAUUUUUGAAAACUAUUUUAGGCCACAUUGAAAAAUAUAUUUUCUUCAAUGUGUGAUGUCAAAGUAAAAAUUUCGUGCCCCUUUUUUUAUUUUUUAAUUCUGUUACAUACCUAAUUCAUAGUUUGCUUUUAUUUUUGUAGUUCCUGCAUUGAUCUUGCAGUUGUUUGAUGACCACAAUGGUUCUUCUAGUCACCAGACUGUUGGGUGUCGGGGCAAAGGUAUGCCUGUUCCGGAUGUGGAAUGGUUAGUUUGCAAGGACAUUAAGAGGUGAGAAAAUAAUACUUUUUGAGUCCCAAUGUGCUGUUAUACGCAACAUAAUAUGGUAGUAAUAAUGCAUAUCUUGUUCUUCCCAGAUGUAAUAAUGAUACCUUUUGGUCAACUCUGGUUCUUAAUGGAUCGGAAAUCAGCAUGGAGACUCAUGUAAUGGAAGAGAACUCAAUAGAAAGCAAAGUCACAUUCAAGAACAUAGAUGAGACACUGUCAAUCAGAUGUAUUGCAAGGAAUGACCUUGGUGUUGAUGCUAGAGAGAUGAAAUUAGUAGCACCCAGUAAGUAUUAAGUAAAACAUACGAUUUAAAUAGUUUUCAGGCAAAUCUUCUUGUUGACAAACCUUCCUCUUGAUUUGCAAACAAAGGAUGUGAUGCAUCAAUAGUGUCAAGUAUGCCAUAAAUUUGUGAUAAUAUUACAUGGGGAUAGAGAAUAAUUUCAGUACUGCAGUGGCAUGUUCUUUUUUGUCAUAGAAUCCAGCAAUUCAAUAUAUUAUACCAUCAGUUUAAAUUUUGUUAAUGAAGUAGAACUAACCUGUCAACAUUUCACAAUGUGCCCCUCACCCACCUCUCUGAAGCGUCUAUUUGGAACUUCAGAUGAUUUGCAGUUUUAACUAUAUUCAUUGCCCGAACAAAAAUGUGACCUUCCCUAGUGAUACAUUCCAAUAUAACUUUCUUUAUCAAAUUUGUUAAAAACAGGAAAUUUGAUCUAGGAGAUGGAUUGUCUGAUGCAUUUCACGCAAUAAUUUGUUGCUCUUUUCCCCUUAUUUCCAGUCUGCCAAUACUGGAUAUGUAAAUAUUGAAUUAGGUUUCCUGCCAGACAUUUCUGGUCCCUGGGUCUGUUAACUUUGGCAGAACAUAUAGUCAACAUUUUAAUAACUUCUGUCAAAAUUGUGAAAAGAUAGUUUCAUGAUUGUUUCUAAGUACAUAGAUAAAUAGAUGGGUAGAUUGUAUUGAGGAAAAUAAUACCGUUGUAAUUUAAUAACAAAAAAAUGCAAAUUUGCCUUACAUGUAAAAUAAAAAAAUAUAUAUUUUUUUGCCUCACAUCUAUCCAUCUUUCUUAUUUUAAAGGUUUUAUUUUUAGUUUUUUAAUUAGAAUAUCCUGUAAUGGUAUUUAAUUUUCUGUGUUAAAUAUUCUGAAAAUGUUUCCAUCCUUUUUCAGCCCUACGUUCAGAGCUAACAGUGGCGGCCGCAGUUCUUGUUCUGCUUGUUAUUGUCAUCAUAUCCCUCAUUGUUCUUGUCAUCCUAUGGAAACAGGUAUGAAAUAAUGCUAUGCUUGCUUUGUAUCCUUAUAUAUGGUUAUAAAUGUAAAGAGCCAUUUUAAAGCUUGUCUCUCCUUUUCAGAAACCAAGAUAUGAAAUUAGAUGGAGGGUCAUUGAGUCUAUCAGCCCAGAUGGCCAUGAGUAUAUCUAUGUCGACCCAAUGCAGCUACCUUACGAUUCACGGUGGGAGUUUCAAAGAGAUGGACUUGUUCUCGGUAAGAGAAGAAGAAUGAAAUAUUCAUACUUUGUAAUCAUCAAAUACUUGGACACAUUAUGACCUAUGUCAUUCAUGUACAGUGCCUGUUAAACUCUUCCUUGCCCCAAGCACUUGUACGAAUGAGAAUAAGCAUAAUCCCAAUUUUAAUAAAUAAGGUUAUCAAAUAGACAAUAGCAGGAAAUAUUAUUACUAUUGGUACUAUUUUGAAAGAUUAGUAGCUGUCACAAACUAUAAAGACAAGACGUCUAGCAUGUUUCACAGCUAUGCAGAUCACAUAGGUAUGUUUACUUUAUAGUAAAAAAUUGUGCAUGUCUUCUCUAUAACCCCAAUGUACUGCGAAAUGCUAUGCCUGAGGAUUGCUAUUGGGGUACCUCACACCUGUCUGUUAUGCCUCUAUGCACAGCAAAAAUACAAAAUUAAAAAUAAAAUUAAAAAAAAAACUAUACAGACAAGACAUUGUUACUAAUCAUAUGUGCAAAUUGUCUGUUUAUGUGAGCUUACAAUGAUCAUUGGUUAAAUUAAUAUUCAAUUUAAUGACGACACAAAUGUACCCAUUUUUAUAAUCUUAAGUGACUUAAGUAGACUUUCUACAAAUAAAUAAUACCAUUUGCCAGCAACUUAAUAUUUGCUAUGAUAUUUCUGUUAUUUUAUGAACACUGUGUUGGAGAAAGAAUCGUAUUAAGAGCACUUUGCAUAAUAAUAAUAAUAAUUUCAGAUUUAUUAGUUCUUAUUUUAGGUAAAUUAUGUUUUUGUUAUUUUGUCUGACAUUGUGUCACUACAACGUUUUGAAGAACAGGAACAAUCUAAACCUUAGCUAAAUGGGGGAGGAGGGCUGCCACUGUCCAUUAAAACAUUCAUUCCCAAUUGCCCUAUGGUGGUUUAGAAGAGAUUUUUCAAAAUUCCACUCUGGUAUGGUCAGGGAGUGAAUGGUCUGUACGUUAUAGUGCUUAGAACAUUCUCAUAAGAGCAGUCUCAUCAUACUAUCAGUCUGCUGCUUAGUGAUGAAUUUGCAGAUGGUGGUAGUGUUGUAGGGGAAGAUUUAUCAAGGUAAAAAGAGUCGCAAUUCUGGAGCAAAGUGUAAAUAAGGACUAAUCAGCAUGGAAACUAGUUGAAUGUUUCAUUUACCACUUUGCAUAAAUAAUAUUUAAUUUGAUACCUGUUGCCUAUAGUGUUGGAGCUGACAUUUUUGCAUGGAUAUAUUUGCAGCUAAUUUUCUACGAAAUGAUUCAUCGUUGACAUCACAUGACACUGGUGUCAGGAAGUCAGCACAAGUGUAGUUAUAUAGUAUGUUCGGUGAUUCUUAUAGAUGCUUGUUCCCCUAAUGUUAGAUCCAACCUAAAUCCAGUUUAAUACUAAUUAUUGGGGCACUCAUGUCUUGAGACUUACAAUGAAGGAUCUUAUUUUUCUGUGGUAUAAAUUUUACUGCAGAGCGAACAGGUCUAAAGAAUACUUUUUAAUGUGCAGGUCGAAUCCUCGGAUCUGGAGCAUUUGGUAAAGUAGUAGAAGGUACCGUCUACGGACUAAGCCGUUCCCAGCCAGUGAUGAAAGUAGCAGUAAAAAUGUUGAAACGUAAGUAGCUUUUGAUUAUGAUUAUCAAAUAACACUGUGGGACUGUAAACUUAUAGAUCGAUAACAUUUAGAUUUAAAUAUGCUUUUUGUGAUCUGUCUUUGUGGCUGGUUAUCUGUGAAUUACAGCGAGAUGACAUAUUGUCUCAUUGUUAAAUGAGAAAAAAUAUAUAUUUUCUCUUCUUUUUCUGUCAGAACCUUGUUUAAUAAUUUUUGCUAUUUCAUUCAAUAGCUACUGCUAGAUCAAGUGAAAAGCAAGCCCUCAUGUCUGAGCUGAAAAUAAUGACACAUCUUGGUGCACAUCUGAAUAUUGUGAACUUAUUGGGAGCAUGUACCAAAUCAGGUAUGUCAUCAAUGGUAUACCACCAUUAUUCUUUUUUAUUAUACUAUGUCCACAGUGUACAUUUUAAUAAUUAAUUUUUUUAUUUGCUCUACAAGGUCCAAUUUAUAUUAUUACGGAAUACUGCUUCUAUGGAGAUCUCGUGAAUUAUCUUCACAAGAACAGGGACAAUUUUCAGACUCGGCACCCAGACAAACCAAAGAAAGAUCUGGAUAUCUUUGGGUUGAACCCAGCUGAUGAAAGCACAAGAAGGUAUGGUCUCAAGCACAUUUUUUGCUUAUUAUAUUAUAAAAUUAUUCUCCAGAAAAUUAAAUCUUAGAGUCUGUUUAUUUUCAUAUUUUCUAUUUUUUUUUUCUGUGAUACGGAAAUGGCUUCCAAAAAGAGUGAUAUCCCAUUUGGUUAUUCCAGUUCUAUCUUUCAAUAUAAAUAUGUGCAAGAAUCAAAACUCAGCCCUGUGAUUAGAAAUUCACCUUUUGAGGGUGUGCUAUGAGUUGCAGUGGCAAAUAACUUUCAAGGCCUGGCUAGUAGCCUAGGACAAAAUUAAGCCCUGAAUAUGUGACCUAUACUAUCACUUUACUCUUUCCCCUCCCAUCUCUUUGAUGAUAUUAUUAUACACAGUAUUUGCAGGGUAAUUAAGAAUAUUUCAUUAUGUGUGUAUUUAUUUAUAUUCUAGCUAUGUCAUCUUAUCCUUUGAAAACAAUGGAGACUACAUGGACAUGAAACCUUCUGACACCACACAAUAUGUACCAAUGCUUGAGAUGAAGGAAGCCUCAAAGUAUUCUGAUAUUCAGAGAUCUUUAUAUGACCGCCCUGCAUCUUACAAGAAGAAGCCUAUGUCAGGUAAGGGAUAAGUUACAUGCAUUGAUAGAGCUAUUGUCUGCACUGCAGUAUAUGAUAUAGAUCGUAUUGUUCCAGCUUCAGUAGGUAAGAUAGAGCCAUACAAUGCGGAAGAAUGGAAAUUAAAAAUUAGCAGUGGGGCAGCUAGUACAGGUUGAUUCAUAUUACCAUUUUGGUUGGUUAUACCGGAUAGAGUUAUCCACCAUAAUCUUGAAACAGAUUAAGAUUUUGAGUGUGGAGGAGCUGUCAUUAGUGCACUGAUCUUUAUUAUAGAAUAAUAGAAUGCUAUACAAAGUGUGAUGUGUAUAAAAUAGUGGAUGAUAGAAAAGUGGUACAAGUGGAGGAAUCUUGUUUGCAACCAAGACCGUGUUCCCGCUUUUGUUAUCAGCAUCAAUGUCUCAAUGCUUUUGAAUUGAUUUAUGUUUCUAUUAUCCUAUAUGUUAGCCUCUAAAUCCAUAAAAGGUCCACAGAUCCAAACCAGUUGACUGGUUUAGUAAAAUUAUUACGUAUAUUCUUCUACUUUUUAAUUAGUACUCGAAUUGCUACAUUUGUCUGAGAAAAGACUGAUUUCACAGGAAUAAAUUGUUAUUUUUGUUUUCUGUUUUUCCUAUCAGAAGUGAAAAGCAUCUUGUCAGAUGAUGGCUGUGAGGGUCUCACUCUCCUGGAUUUGCUCAGUUUCACAUACCAAGUUGCCAGAGGAAUGGAUUUCUUAGCAUCUAAGAAUGUGAGUGCCAGAUAAAUAUUAUUCAUGAAGAGUUGAAUGUUUCCUGUGUGUCCUAUUAAGAGAUCACUUAAUUCUGUGUCUCGCUUCAGUGUGUACAUCGUGAUUUGGCAGCUCGAAAUGUUCUUCUGGCACAAGGGAAAAUUGUGAAGAUCUGCGACUUUGGCCUGGCAAGAGACAUCAUGCAUGAUUCCAACUACGUUUCAAAGGGCAGUGUAAGUACCAUCUCUGCCUUGCUGUUUAAUUUUGUGUUAUAUAUAGAGUUUAAAGAUUGUAAUUAUCAGGACCACUAGUUUUGUUGUGACCCAGUAACGUGUGUUAUGCAUCCAUUUCAAAGAACAUUACAUACCAUUUAUCUUGCACUUGCAAACCAUAAAUCAUUAUUGGGUUUCAGAAUGCUUUCCACCACCACACCCAGAGCAUCUGUUUGUGAUGAGUUCUCUUAAAACUAACCAGCAUUGGAAUGCUGUAUUUUUUGAGAUGUUAUAGUUAUGCGUCAGUCAUUCCUGCAAAACAUGGUAUUUUGUUGUUUUGUGCAGGGAUCCUGUGUUAUUUUUGAUGAUUUACUUAGUUAAACAUCCUCUAAAGUUUUAUGACAAAUACUCCUUUUUACAUUAAGUUGAUAUUGGACAACAGACAAUGUCGUUGACAGAAUGUGUUUCAGCUCAACUUUCAAAAAUAUGCCCGACAUUUUAUUCUGCCUGUUGCAUCUACAUAUCUUCCUUAAACCUCAAUUCAUUAGAAAAUAAAUAUGACAGUAUUAUUCACUAGUAUAAAUUGUUGUGAAUUCAAUGUGAAUUUCAAAUUUUAGAUCAAAACAGGCCAAUUAAAAAAUAGAUUUUUAGUCAGCUAUGUUUUUAUAUUGGCUGUUUUGUCUUAUAAUUUGAUAUUCCAGAAUCCAUUUGAAUUUCCCCCAAAUUCUAACACUUUAGUAAAUAGUUUAAUUUGAUUUCAAAGUACCCUGAAAAGUGUAACUUUUGUUAAUGUAAUCUGUAUGACAAACUGGCUGCACUAGCUGUUAAAGGUCAACUGAGCAGUUACAUUUUAGACAGCAGUUGUCCUCUCUGAUUGUUUGAAGUCCAAACAGCCUCAAAGAUCUAGAGUGUAAAAUCUGAAGAUAGAUUCCAGGGAAUAAACACGUUUUGUAAGGAUGUAAUUAAAGAAUCCUAUAUAAGUUGCAGAACAGCUAUGUAUUUAUCCUGCACUACAUUUACAAGUUUUAUCUUUUGCUACAGUGCAGAAAGUAAUAUUAAUUAUUUGUUUUUUUUCUGCAGACAUUUCUGCCUGUGAAAUGGAUGGCACCAGAGAGCAUAUUUGAUAACCUAUACACAACUUUGAGUGAUGUGUGGUCUUUCGGCAUCUUGCUUUGGGAAAUCUUCUCUCUUGGUGUGUAUAUAGAAUUACACAAUAUCAAAUCAGUAUUGAACUAUCUGUCUGUACAAAAUGUGUUCAGAUUUGACAAUAAAGUCUAAGAAAGCAGCAUUUAGACACAUUUCUGUUCUGUCUUAUACAUGUCCAUGUUUCUUUAAUAUUUUCCUAUACCAACAGAAUUAUUUGGUGCUGAAUUUAAACUUUUUAAAAGAGGCUACAACUAUAGAGGCCUUAACAUUACUAUACAAAAAAAGUUUCACCGAUAAUAAAAUGGGUGCUCUAAGCACCAUACGUACUGCAGCUCGUUGUAGUGAAUAUGGGGCAAUAUUUGGAUACCAUCCCCCUGUGUAUUUUGUCAUUCUAGAGCAUUCUUGAAAACUGGGGCUCUUCUGGCUCCUGAAACAUGGCCCAUACUCUUCUUCAAAUAAUGCAGAAUUCUCUCUUCCACAUUAUCUAUCCAAUUUCUGACAGCAAUAUGUUGAAUGAGAUCACACUUAGCAUAAUAAAGUCUGUGUCCAGUGAAUCAUAUUGCAUGGGCAGUGUAUAAUGUUAUAGUAUAACAGUAUGGAUAAUGUUCUUAUAGAAUGUAUUAUUGUGUUUUUAGGGGGCACACCAUAUCCAGGCAUGAUAGUGGACUCCACCUUUUAUAACAAGAUAAAAAGUGGCUACAGAAUGACAAAGCCUGAUCAUGCUACACAUGAAGUGUGAGUAAAAAAGUGUUUAAAAGUUUAAUAUAAUUACUAACCAGACCAAAACUGCAACGUGAAAAUAACAUUCACUGAAAGGUCCCUUUUGAAUGCACCUUUGCAAUAAAUAUUUAUACAUAUGUGUCUAUGUGUUUACUAUACUAACAAUUAAACCGUGAGGAUGUUGAGCUAUGAGCUUCUACCCACCUACAGACAUUAUUCAGAUCUCCUCACGGCAGAAAGAUUUCUGAAAGGACCUAGUAAUAAUGCAAUGAAAGUUAUGUCACAAUAAUCUGGAACAUGGUAUACGCUAGACUGAUGUCCAUGUGUGGCCAACGAUACCAAUGAUACUCUUCCAUUGUGUCAUUAUAUCAUCUAAUAACCUGUCACAAGAAUUGUACACGGAAUAAGAGGCAUAAUAAUGACAAAUUAAUUUACACUAACUUUUCUCACUGUUAAUCUAUAGGUAUGACAUCAUGGUCAAAUGCUGGAAUAGUGAACCAGAGAAAAGACCUUCAUUUGGUCACUUGAGCGAUAUUGUCGAAAGCCUUCUACCUGGAGAAUACAAAAAGGUACCCACACUCUUUAUGUUUAUAAGUCGACUUCUCUUAAUGUAACAUGCAUACAGUUAGUUGCUAUGUAAGCUAUUAAUGUUAGUAGUUAAUAAUAAUAAUCUUCAAUAUUAUUCACUUAAACUGAUAAAAUACAUUUAAAAAAACUAUUUGAUAGCAGUGCAGAUGUCCUUCUUUUAAGAACUCUUUCUAUAUGUCUUCCAUUUGUUUACAAUUAUAUCACUGAGCCACAGUCCAUCUAUAUUACACGUUUAACAAUGUUUAGGCAAUAAAAAAGUUAGAAAUGGUUCUUGAGUCUUUAUACAAGAAUCAAGUGAACCAGAUGUUUAUCUAUCUUUCUGGUUAAACAAAUCUAGAUUUGUCAACUUAAGUAUUAAAAUUAGCUUGAGACUCUAGGUGUAAUGGGCCCCUCUUCACAUUUGUUCCAAAAUGUUCAUUGAAUAGCUGAAUGUUAUAGAAGUAUCACACACAGUAAAGGGGGACAAAGUUGUGAAAGUUGAUAUAUCACCAUGGGACGUAGUAGAAUGUUCCUGAUGAUUCCUCUGGUUUCUGGUUCUCACACUAGAUAAGAGAUUUAUCAAGUUUAAUCACUCUCUAUUCUGGGUCAAGGUGCUCAAUGCCCAAAUACAUCCUGUUUUCCAUGGGAUUAGUCCUUAUUUUGUAAUUUGCUCCAGACUAGUGCCUGUAUUUUGUCUUUGUACAUCACCCACAUUAUGUACGAUUUGCGUCAAUUGAUCCCACAUUAAUUGUUUUCCAUUAGGGAGUUUUGGGCUGCCAGGGAUCCUCAUUCAGUGUUAAAAUUUUCAAAAAGCGUUUAACACUUAAUGGAAAAACAACGACAGGGGACUCCAGGCACUGUAACUAAUUCAAUGAGAUGAAAUGGUUAUAGUGCCUAUGGUGUUGCUUUAAAAACCUAGCCAAAAUUAUGGCAAAUAUUGAACAAGUCAGGAAAUACUAGGAAAGUUGAAGCCAGGUAUUCUUGAGUGUUACUUGACAUAAGCCUGACUACGACAGAGGUUUAUGUACCUAAACAAACACUCAUGUCCUCUGUAAUACUCCUGAGUGAUAAUAAUUCUAAAAAUAAUAAUAAUUAAACCACAUAUUUACAAAACAGAUUAUUGGUUUCUAGACAGGAUAAUUUUGCUUAGAAAUUACUAUGUAUUUUAGUUACAAUAAUAAUAACAAAUCAGCUGUAGGUACUGUUGAAAGAAAGUCUAUGGAUAAUGAAACCAAACUGGAAAAAACAUUGGUUUCAAACUGUAAACAAUGACAACUCUUGCUUUUUUUCUUGAAUCUGCAGUGUUACGAAAAAAUUCUUCAUGAUUUCCUUAAAAGCGACCAUCCAGCAGUUACUCGCAUGAGAAGUGACAGUGACAACUCAUACAUCGGGGUGACUUACAAGAAUGAACAUAAAAUGAAAGACAGGGAAAGUGGGUUUGAUGAACAACGGCUUAGUGCCGACAGUGGUUACAUUAUUCCCCUGCCGGACAUUGACCCCGUGUCAGAGGAUGAAUCAGGGAAAAGAAACAGACACAGGUAAGCAGACAUAGCAUAUGAGAGUUUACCACAGCACUUCAGAUGUUCGGAAACAACAUUUCCCAUGAUGCAUAGCCAGCAUUAAGUACAACUUAGCAUCAUGGGAAAUGUAGACUGCAAGGCAAUUGACCGUUCUAUGCAGUUAGAUGUACAUCAGGGUAGACAACAUUUGGCACUCCAAAUGACUACAUUUCCCCUAAUGCCAGCAUUACAGCUAUAAGUACAUUAUGGGACAUGUAGUUCACACAUGUGGAGUACUGAAGGUUGCCCACCCCUGUAGAUAAACACAGUUUAUUCCUCUUGUCAAGCAUGAUCUCUGCCCUAUCCUACAAGUACAAGGGUCAAAAGAAAAAUGCUAAAUUAAAUGAUUAAAUAUUAAAUAUAUAUUAAAUCCCGAUAGUAUUGCAUUUCCCUGAAUGGAAUAAAAUGAAAAAAAUCUCAAAAGCAACUAUAAGCCAUUGAAAUGUGACGCACAGUAAUAUUUAUGCUAUGACAAUUACAUGCAAUUUAGCAAUAGAAACAAAUAAAUGAAUGCUAAUUAAUUAUAAACUGGCAGAAUAGUUAAUAAAUGUACCUAUAUUUUCUCUCCAGUUCACAAACGUCUGACGAGAGUGCAAUUGAGACUGGCUCCAGCAGUUCCACAUUCAUCAAGAGAGAGGACGAGACGAUUGAAGAUAUAGAAAUGAUGGACGACAUUGGGAUCGAUCCGUCAGAUCUGGUGGAAGAUAGUUUCCUGUGAUUCUUUUUUUGAUGAAUCCGUUUCAGAGAUCAAACCAUGAAUUUAAGAGAGAAAGACUGUGAAGUCCAGGGAAUUCUAAUAUUCUUUUUUUUUUUCAUUUGGAAAACCACUUUAUUGCGUCGGACAAUGUGAGGCGGUGAAUUGUUUGCCUCAACAACCACAUGGUACUUGUUAUGACUUCAUAAGUACUCACAGCAUAUUUGUCAACUGGAAUUAAUGGUUGUUGCAAAGACCAAUGAUUUCUAAGCACAUCUUUGAACAAGCGGUACAUCUUUGCAUCUCAUCGUAUGUUUGUGUUUCCUUUCAAUUACAUGGACAAAUAUCAAAACAGUAGCAAUGUUUUUCAAGGGCAUUCAUAGCAACGAGGAACCGAAAUCAAAUGACUGUUGAAUUUCAUUAUUGUAUUUUUGUAAAUAAAGAAGAAAAGAUGUAAACAUAUUAUAUGGACUAACAGAAGAGACCACUCAUCGGUCCUGUGUACUUCGUACAUCAGCUGCUUUGUUAUAACUGUCAAAAGUCUUUUAAACCACUUUGGAAACUAUUAAGACUGAAAGAAAGUGCAGAACUUUUUUUUUUUUUUUUAUGAUCAAAAAGUAUUAAGCAAGAGCAUUGCAAAUAACAGAUUGUGGGUCUAUGAACUUGUUGUAGUAUCCCUUUUGUAAAAGUAUUAACAUGAAUACUAAAAUGAAUUUUUGAUAACCCAUUGUAAUUGGUUGGUAGUUUAAUUGCAUUUAACAAUCAAAUGAAUUUGGAAGAUUUUAUAAACUAACAAGGAUUAUUAGCAUAUAUUUCUAUGGAUUAGAAUUUUUAAUAAGAGCAUAGAAUUUAGCUAAUGUCAGUUAGAAAUGUGUUGUUAUAGAAUUUACUGACCACUAUAGGGUUUAGAUAACAAUGGGAUUGUAAGGUACAGUGUGCUUUUUUUCUGUUACAGUAAAUACUCACUAUUUUUACAAUGAAAAAAAAAUACAUCUAAACGAAUAGUCAGUGUUUUGUAAAUGACAAGUCACACCUCAGCCUAGUGAAAACUAAUUUUAAAAGCAAUUUUGCAGAAGUGGUUAUUUACGAAAAAUGGGUUUUAAAGGAGAUUGUAAUCUGUUAAGGCGUCACAAUCAGAAAAGUGGUACAAAGUUGUAAUAGUGAAAUAGCCUCCGAUGGUUCGAAUUUCUUCCAGAGUGAAUACACCACUUUUAGAACUUACAUCACUUUUAAUAUGAUACAUUGAUAAAUCUCCCUCAUUGUGUUUACUGAAAAAUACUCUGUGCUUAAAUAACAGAUAGUAACAACACCACACCCUGGGUUACUAAGACAUUCUAUAUGAGUCUGUAUUAACCCAUUAGGUGGUAGAAUAGUAAGGUAACAUGCUGCAAAGCGUUGCAGAGCAAGACAAUGUGUUGCACGCAACUCUGACAGUUAAAUGGUUAAUGGUAAUCUGAUGACCAAGUGGUUCUCGUGUAAUGCACGAGUAAUUAUAUAUGAAAAGUAUUUAGUUGCAGACUGUUACUUCUUUGAAUUCUAAAAAGAAUGCCUGUUUAAAAGCAAAAAUAACAUAAAAUUACAUUUUUAUUUUUAUACAUUUAUUAAAAUAUUUUUGCUAAUUUCAGUAUUAAUCAUACAGACAGACAAUAUCUUCUUUAACUCAUUCCAAAUGUUAUUCAAACUAAACUGGAAGAAUUGUUCAGCAAUAAUAACAAUGUUGGACUAUGGACCAAAUAAUGUAUUUUAUUAAAAAAAAAUGUAUUUACAUCUACAGCACAAUUUUAAUGCAAGUGUAUAAUAAUUGUUUUACAUUUCUUGUGAAUAUAAAUCAAAUUUCCUGUUUAACAGCAAAAAACUGCCAAUUUCUCUGUCAUCUCUAAGAUUCAGUCUGAUGUUGACGUGCUCCGUAGCACCACUUUGUUUCUAAACAGUGCGUAUACAUACUUUAUUCAAUGAGGUCUGUAUCAAAUAGUCCUGUAUCUGAUGAAGGACGUAAGCUAUGAUGAUGUUAUACAUCAAUUUGUAUAUUUUUUUAUUACAAUAUAGUCCUUAAAUACUGCCAGACAAUUAUGUUAAGCUGUAUCACUGCCUUUGUUUAUAUUUGUUUUGACUGUGAUGUACUCCACAGAUGCGUUAACUGUUGCACUUUUAAAUGUUCAAAAUUAUAUUUUAGAAUAAUAAAAAAAAACUCAUGUUUGGAGUAACAAAGCUGUGAGUGUGAUAACAUAAAUCAUCACUAGCAUAUCUCAUUUUUGUUCACGAUGCUCAUUUUUGUAAAUAUUUUAUUAUAUCUUUUCAUGUAACAACACUAAAUAAAUG
This is a messenger RNA of Pelobates cultripes (western spadefoot toad), 29758 nucleotides long. The record is from the annotation of a GenBank genome assembly. NCBI's taxonomy places the organism in Eukaryota, Metazoa, Chordata, Amphibia, Anura, Pelobatidae.